Austrofundulus limnaeus is the source of this 3973-nucleotide messenger RNA. It is a transcript of the gene rspry1, whose product is annotated as ring finger and SPRY domain containing 1. Gene Ontology annotation, molecular function: ubiquitin-protein transferase activity; protein binding. Lineage: Eukaryota; Metazoa; Chordata; Actinopteri; Cyprinodontiformes; Rivulidae. The transcript has 15 exons. The coding region runs from base 497 to 2314 and encodes 605 amino acids. Gene Ontology annotation, cellular component: cytoplasm. The record is from RefSeq and is a predicted model, not a curated record.
UGCCUAAGCUAAGGAACUUAGCUAGCCGCUCAGCCGUUCAAAGCAGCGUCACUAAAGCUGUGCGACGUGUUCACCGUGGAUGUGUUGCUUUAUAUUUCAGCACAGGCGCGUUGCAGUGUGUUGAGGGUUAUUUCAGAUGUACCCACGUACUUCAGCGGUCUUUGAGCGGCCCGUGUUUCUUCGUUUCUGCUCAUUAUGUUGUCUUUGCUAAUGGCUAGCAAGUUAGCCGCUACGAAACGUAGCUCUCUGUUUUCUAAGUGUUYAGGUAGGAAGUGACAGCGUACUAAUGCUGGUGUCAUUCAAGUGGAAGUACCCUACAGGAGCCCUGGGUGACAGCCUGACCUAAACCUCGGGGCUGCUUGUGAUGUUCAGAGCUUUUUCUCAUUGCGUCACAUGACUCUCACCGGUCCAUUUAACCUGCCACAUAUUGUUACUCAAAAAACGGAUCUGAGCUCGGCACCAGCAUGAUCAUUUACGCUGACCCCACCCAGCCCACAUGGACCAGAAUCCUCCAAAACCAAGCUCUCCAAAUGAUAUGAUAGUAUCUGCCUGGAUUACUUUCUGUGCCUGCAGGAGCCUUGCACAGGUUCUGCUCUUCUUCCCCUCCUUAAACUCCCUUCCUCCAUCCUGGGAGACCCGUGCCAGUGUGGUCUCUGGCCCUGGAACCAUGGGUAACAGCUGYGUUUGUCGUGAGGAUAGCGACUUGGAGGAUCAUCACCACGGGUCGACGAGAGCGACCCGAGGACAAGCUAGAAGGGUUGACCACAGUACAGUUGUCGGCGUCGAUGGCGGAGAGCCUAGAAGCAGUCGACCGAGAGACCCGGUCAGGCCGCCGCGCCGGGGGAGAGGGCCCCAUGAGCCCAGGCGGAAGAAGCAGAACGUGGACAGCUUGGUGCUGGACACACUGGCUGUCAUCAGGACGCUUGUAGACAAUGACCAAGAACCCCCGUACUCCAUGAUCACGCUACAUGAAAUGGCAGAAACAGAUGACGGUUGGCUGGAAGUGGUCCAGUCUCUGAUACGAGUGAUCCCAUUGGACGAUCCGCUCGGCCCUGCAGUCAUCACCCUGUUACUGGAUGAGUGUCCUCUCCCUACUAAGGAUGCUCUCCAGAAACUCUCCGACAUGUUGAGUCUGAGUUCGGCUGUUGCGCAACAGGAUGCCCUCAGCCCAGCUAAACACAGAAACACCACAGCUGUUCUGGGAUGCCUCGCAGAGAAGUUGGCCGGACCGGCCAGUAUAGGACUGUUAAACCCUGGAACCCUUGAGUACCUCCUAGAGAGCCUGAGCGCCGAGUCCCACCCCACUGUCAUGCUGUUUGCUCUCAUCGCCCUGGAGAAGUUUUCCCAAACCAGUGAGAACAAACUGACCGUGUCAGAGUCGUCCAUCAGUAAUCGGCUCUCGGUUCUGGAGUCGUGGGCGGACCACCCGGACUACCUGAAGAGGCAGGUCGGAUUCUGUUCCCAGUGGAGCCUUGACAACCUGUUCCUGAAGGAGGGUCGUCAGUUCACCUACGAGAAAGUUAACCUCACCAACAUMAACGCCAUGCUGAACAGCAACGACGUCAGCGAGUACCUCAAGAUCUCCCCCACCGGACUGGAAGCUCGAUGCGAUGCCUCRUCCUUUGAGAGCGUGCGUUGUACGUUCUGUGUGGAUUCGGGCGUUUGGUACUACGAGGUGACGGUGAUCACAUCAGGGGUGAUGCAGAUUGGAUGGGCCACCAAAGACAGCAAGUUUCUGAACCAUGAGGGUUAUGGGAUCGGAGACGAUGAAUAUUCAUGUGCGUACGAUGGCUGCAGGCAGCUCAUCUGGUACAAYGCUCGCAGUAAACCUCAUUCUCACCCCUGCUGGAAGGAGGGAGAUGCUAUUGGCUUCCUGUUGGACCUCAACAAAAAGCAGAUGAUCUUUUAUCUAAAYGGACAUCAGCUGCCACCAGAGAAACAAGUAUUCUCAUCAGCCACGUCUGGAUUUUUCGCGGCGGCCAGCUUCAUGUCCUACCAGCAGUGUGAGUUUAACUUCGGGGCCAAGUCUUUUCGUCACCCGCCUUCCGUCAAGUUCAGCACCUUCAACGACUUUGCCUCGCUGCAGCCRAGCGAAAAGAUCAUUCUACCCAGACACCGGCGUCUGGCCUUACUGAAGCAGGUCAGCAUCCGGGACAACUGCUGCACGCUGUGUUGUGACGUCAUGGCGGAUACGGAGCUGCGGCCUUGCGGACACGGCGGUAUGUGUAUGGAGUGUGCCUUACAGUUAGAGACGUGCCCGCUGUGCCGCCAAGACAUCCAGACGCGCGUCAGACUCAUCGCUCACGUCUCCUGACAUAUUUCCUGCCCUUCCUUCCRUAAGGAGAGACGCACAAGGCCUACAGUUUCCUCCUGUAACUCCCUCUCAAGCAGGACUGUGAGAAACGUGUCGCGCUGGUUUUCAUGAUGGCAGGACGGCAAGUUUUAGUCGGAGGACUGGAGAAGAGAAAGACGGGAGAUGAAUCCUCUUUUGUGUCCUUCUGACAAGUCGUUGUAGAAGCUGCACCGAGAAACUUUCUACUAACAGUGCUUUUUUUUGUUUUUCUAUAUAAAGAGAAUAAGAACAUYUCAGUCAGGCAAAGAAAAAAAACGUAACUGUGGAAACGUUCUUUCAGAUCUGCAGAUCUUAUUCAAUGGCGCUUUCAGACCAGAGGCUACUACUAUUUAAUCCCAUCAGCAUCUUGCAUGAUUCUGCAGUUAAAAGGAGCAGAAAAGAACACAGCUUCUACUACAAUAUUAUGGUACUGGUAAAUUUAAACUUCACUUUUUUUCUUUUUUUUUACUAUGUUUAUGUGAAUUACUGUACUCAAGGUAGCAUUUUCAUUUUCUGGCACCGAUAAUUGGGCACUUUUGCUUGUUUUAUUUUUGUUUAUGUUCCACCUGCAGGUUUUUUAUUAGAAAUUCAAGAACCAGAAGUUUUCAAAAUUUACAGAAUAGUUUAAAAUCGCUCAUUCUCGUGCUUCAAGCAGAAAAAGAAAAGUGAGUUGAUGUUUGUCUUUUUCCUCCAGUAGCAAAGAGGAAUAAAAAAAUCAAGAUAUUUAAUGCCAAGUAAAGAGUUCAGAGCUUUAUUUGUUGUUUUUUGGCCUCUGAUUUAGCUUCACAUUCAGUAAAUUUCACAACAAAGACCAAAUAAAUCUGGAUUAAUUUUAGUGUCUGGUGAUUAAGAUGGGAUAUUAAUUAUUUUUACUAUGAACAAAGAUGUUGACUGACGGUGAAUUAAUAUAUUUAUGAUUUUACAUUAAGUUGCUUGAAGCAAAGGUAAAAUGUUGGAGCUAUUGUCAAAUUGUGAAAUUAUCAGAAAAAUCAAGUUACAAACAUCACUCUUAGGCUUUUGUUUACAAAAACUCGUGUUUUAUUUAUUUUUCAGUUUGCCAAGCCAUACUGAGUAAAAUGUUUCCCUGUCUGCUCUGACCCUGACUUGUUCUUCACCUUCUGAUGUGUUUGUGUUUUCUGUUCUUUGUUUAUUUUCCUUUUACUUGAAGCGUCUCUGGGCACGAAGUCGUCUUUCAGAAACGGGUGACGAAAUUAAUGUACGAGAGAAUGUGAUUCAGGAGAAGUUAUGUUUGUACAGCAUAAAAAAAAAACAACAAACUGAAUGACUUUUUAAAUUAUAACACUGAAUAGUUAUAAAUUAUUAUUUAUGAACGAGAUCCUGUGUAGUCCAAAAGGCGUAAACUGAAUCUGUAGAAUCAUUUUGUGCUGGUAUGAUUUCUGGAAUGUGGCGUGUGUCGAGUUCGGUCGGCUUUUUGUCUUGUUCCUGGAGCACCUUACUGAUGGAGGUGAGAGAGAAGCUGUCUGUGGUUGGACGUGAAAAUCAGGACUGUAAAGAUUAAAGUUGUGAGCUGUAUUUAAAACGUUUAUAGAGGAAUUAUGCCCUGGAGUUCCCAAAGAUGUGAUUUAUAAAAAGAAUUGUUUCUCGGUUUGUGAUAUUUGUAAUAAAUGUAUGUCAAUGUUA